Messenger RNA from Anolis sagrei ordinatus, 1528 nucleotides. RefSeq names its product hemopexin (gene HPX). Lineage: Eukaryota; Metazoa; Chordata; Lepidosauria; Squamata; Anolidae. The record is from RefSeq and is a predicted model, not a curated record.
AAGUCCGGGAGCCGCACUGCAUCUCCCUGAUCUUCGGCUGGCACGAUGGCAAUGCUGCUGCGAACACUGUGCUGCCUCACCUGGGCCCUGGCCUUCCCCACACCGGACCACAAGCCCCACGGCACCGCAGCAGGAGGCGGCAGCGGCGGCGGCAGCAGCUGGCAUCAUCUGGGCUCGCAUCCCGGCCCCAGCGACCCAGAGCUUGCAAGCCGCUGUGGCGAGGACGGCUUCGACGCCAUCACGCUGGAUGAAAACGGGACCAUGCUCUUCUUCCAAGGGGAUUUGGUCUGGAAGGGGUUCAGUGGGGCGGCCGAGCCCCUCAACGCCUCCUGGCCGGAGAUCCAAGGCCCCAUUGAUGCCGCCCUGAGGAUCCACCACCUGGACCGCCCUGACGUCCACGACAACGUCUUCCUCUUCAAGGGUGAACUCCUCUGGGCGUAUGCCGAGGGCAGGCUUCGUGCUGGCUACCCGCGUCCCAUUGGGGACGAGUUUAAAGGGGUCCCGGCAGACCUGGACGCGGCCGUGGAGUGCCACCCAAAGGAGUGCGGGGACGGGACCCUCCUCUUUUUCAAGGGCCCUCACGUUGUGACCUACGACUUGAAGACCCAGGUGGCAAAGCAGCGGGAGUGGCCAGCCCUGUCCAACUGCUCUGCGGCUGCCCGCUGGCUGGGGCGCUACUACUGCUUCCAGGGUGCCCGCUUUUGGCGCUUCGACCCGGUCACUGGGGAGGUGCCCCCCAACUACCCCCGGGACGCUAGAGACUACUUCAUGCGUUGCCCUGGCAGAGGCCAUGGGCACGAGGCUCGGAAGAACGCCACCCUCCAGGCCGUGCUUGACCUUUGCAGCGGGCUCCCCUUCCGGGCCUUCUCCUCAGACGAUGCUGGACGGAUCUACGCCUUCCGUGAGGGGCACUACUUCCAGGUGGACAAAAAAUCUUCCCGGGACGGAUUGCAUGCCUGGCCCCUGAGCCACACCUGGAAGGACCUGCAGGGAGAGGUGGAUGCCGCUUUCAGCUGGGACAACAAGCUCCACCUGAUCCAGGGCUCGCAGGUGACCAUCUACCUGGCUGACCAAGGUUACCGUCGCGUGGAGGGCUACCCUAAGCCCAUCCAGGAAGAGCUGGGGGUCUCUGGGGCCGACGCUGCCUUCUCCUGCCCCCAUUCCCAGUAUGUCUACCUGAUACAAGGAGACCAGCUCCGCCGUGUGGACCUGAACAAGAGCCCCCGCACCCCGGAGGCCCCCCAUCGCCUCUCCCACUCCCAGGUGGACAGCGCCCUCUGCUCCUCCGAGGGGAUCUACCUCUUCCGGGGGCCUGACUUCCACCACUACUCCAACGUGGACCAGCUCCUCUCUGCCACGGCCCCCUCCCCUGCCCAGAAGGUGGCCCCCGCCUUCCUCCGGUGCCCUUCGGGGCCAAAUGGGGGCCCAAAGCGCCCUCCGCACUGAGGAGAAGCACCCAGGGGUCCGUUUGGCCCUGCACCCCCUGCUGUAUCCCUAGAGUACGAAUAAACCUGUUGCCUCUUCUCAA